GAGUGUCGGUCUCAUAUUGUCGUCGUGUUUCCUCGUGUUGGGGAAAAUAUUAAAUAAAAGUGUUUUUGGAGGUUUUCUUUGGCGUUGUGUGCCUAAACUCAAGCUGUGGCGUGGUCCGCAUCUGAAAAAACCUAAGUUCACAUCCCAUACGACACAGCUUUGCUUCUUUUCGGUUCGCAAAUCGAAGACCUUGGCAACAAGUAAAUUUCCCCUCUUUCCGACAAAAUGCAAAGCUUCAAGCAGAGAGGUACGAACAGGGGCAAUCAGCGCCGACCAAGACCAAACAGCAGCAACCAUGUUGGUGAAGCUGCUCCAGUUGUAAAGCGCGCAGAAGUUUUACCUCUGGACACAAGCAAUGAUGACAACGCCUGUGUGGUCUGUUUCAAGAACUUUGACAUAUACUCCAUUGGAGACUGCGAUCAUCCUGUUUGCUAUGAGUGCUUGACGCGAAUGCGGGUGCUGUGCCAGCAAAACGAAUGUCCGAUUUGUCGGCAUGUUCUGUCCAAGGUUCUGUUUACACUGGAGAAGCUACCGUAUCGGGAGCUGGAGGCAAAUAGCCGCUCGGACUUCUACAGUAAAAAGUAUCGCAUUGGCUUCUGCACAGCCGAAAUUCAGCAAAAGUUCUUUCAGCUGCUCGAUCAUCCUUGCCCAAAGUGCGAGGCGCCUCCAUAUCGGACGUUUGCAGGACUUCGCAAUCAUGUGCGGAGCGAGCACAACUUGCAUUACUGCGAUCUGUGUGUGGAAACUCUGAAGAUAUUCACCUUCGAGCGGCGAUGCUACACCCAGAGCGAACUGAGCUUGCAUAAUAACAAGGGCGAUCCAGACAAUCGCUCCCACCGCGGGCAUCCGCUGUGCGAGUACUGCAAGAAGCGAUACGUGGACAGGGAUGAGCUGUUCAGGCAUUUGCGACGGGAGCACUACUUCUGUCACUUCUGCGACGCCGAUGGCUGCAACGAGUUUUACAAUGACUAUAGCGAUCUGGCUGACCAUUUCCGGCAGAAGCACUUUCUCUGCGAGGAGGGAAAGUGCGCAACGGAGCAGUUCGUCGGAGCUUUUCGCAAUGAGAUUGAGUACAAGGCCCAUGUGGCCAAUAUGCAUGGCAAGUCGCUGAACAAGCAGCAAGCCAAGCAAACGCGCACUCUACAGCUUGAGAUUACACUUGGACCGCGCGGACGCAGCGGACAGAAUGAACAGGGCAUGGCCAAUAUGAGAUCGCGAAAUGAUGAAAACCACGACUAUUUGGAUGAUUUUCCAACGUCGACAUCGCAGCGCGGCCAUGCUGUCAGCAUCGAUGCUGGCAACGAGGAGCAGUUUCCAACGCUACGUGGCGCCUCCACAGGUCCCAGCGUAUCGUUGGUGAGGCCCCCGCCGCCUUCGAUGCGCAAUCUCAGUGGCAGCUCAGGACUGGCACGGACAAAAGAGAACUUUCCAGCCCUUGGCGAGGGCAUCAGAAGUGCUGUAGCAGCUAGUAGUAGCAAUCUAGCGGCCAGAGCUGCUCAGUCCCAACAUCCGGUGGCAGCUGUCUUCAAGAAGUCGGCGAACGCUGUCUCUGGUGCCAAUCGAUCUGUUCCGGCCAAUAACGGAAUGCUUUUGCAUGUAUCAAAUCGUCCAUCGGCGACAAAGAAGCCAGCGACUCCGCAAUUCGAUUUCCCCGCUCUGCCUCUCGGCAAAGGAAAGAAGAACAUGCGCAAUUUGGAAGAGGAUAUGCUGCCUAGUACCUCUACCGUGCCCAUGACGAACCUUUCGGCCAAGCAUCGCACUCUGGUCGAUGACUAUGUGUCGGUGGCCAAUCCGAACACCUAUCACAAGCUCCAAAUGGUUCAAAAAGAGGAAUCCGAAGCUAAGGCACGAGCGGAGGCAAUGAAAAAGAACGCUCCAAAGCUAACAUCAGCCGAGUUUCCCACCCUCGGACCAUGUGCCAGCACCAGCAGGGCGGCCGCAUCAAGGCCAAGCAACGGAUCGGCUGCUUCAUUAAAUUGGUCCAAACCCACAUCGGAGAAAAAACAGCGAGAGCUAGAGAAUCGCAAGGCGAAGGUUGCACCUCCACCAGUGCUGCCGAUCCCCAAGAGCGUUCCAAAGGCCAGCAACAACAACCAAGAGCAGCAGGCAAACAAAAAGGAUAAAAAACCAAAGGAUAAGAAGAACAAUCAGGAGAACCAACCGAAGGGCGGCCAACCUAAGCAGAAGGAGAAGAAUAAUAAUAGCGAACAAAAGCCAACACCCAAUGGCACUGCAUCGACUCCGGCGCGUACUCCACCUGGACUCGGUGCUGGACCACCACAUAUAAAUGGCAAUAUCUUCUAAUUUUACUUUGCAUCUUUAGAAUCUGGUCGACAAGUUCAGAGAGAUACUUAAGACGCCAGAGGCACUGAACGAAUUUAGAUCGUUUUCUUUCAAGUUUCGGGAUGGCUCCUGCAAUGGUCAAGCGUACUAUGAGCACUGCCAGUGUGCAAUGCUGGAUUCAUUUCACGCCCUGUUUCCCGAACUCCUUGUGAUGCUGCCCGACAUAAGCAAGCAACAAGAGCUCUAUUUGGUGUACAAGCAGAAUUUGAGCCAAAUAUCACCCGCCCAGCGCAUUUCUCUACCCAGCCUAGAAGUGUGCGCCGUUUGCAAGCAAGUCCUUUUGGCUGGCGAUAUGGGUAUCCAUCGGAAGGCGCAUGAAUUAUCGCAGAACUUUCCCAAGCUAGGAAGCACAUCCCCGAAUCUACAACGUCACUAAGAGUAAACAGCAGAGGACAACAAAAGCUUUAUCCUGUAUAUUUUUAAUGUAUAUAUUUGAAUGGAUCAUCCACUCGACACGCCCCUGAAUAUGUUGUAUAUGAAAAUCAAAAUUUAAAGAUAGUCCUUUUAUGAUUUGGAACAAUAAGUGGACUGUUUAUGUGACGUUGCAAACGUUUCAUAAACCCAAAGUCCUGGCAGUAAUUGCGUUUUUAAAUUUUAACUAGUGAGCUUGUGUGUCAGAAAUACCCGCAACCGAAUAUAGUGCAAAUCAAUAAAGUCGUAAUGGUAAUCAGCCCACAGAAA
Drosophila miranda is the source of this 3024-nucleotide messenger RNA. Its product is annotated as E3 ubiquitin-protein ligase ZNF598-like. The transcript has 5 exons. NCBI's taxonomy places the organism in Eukaryota, Metazoa, Arthropoda, Insecta, Diptera, Drosophilidae. Gene Ontology annotation, molecular function: ubiquitin protein ligase activity; ribosome binding. Bases 226 to 2304 code for a protein of 692 amino acids. The record is from RefSeq and is a predicted model, not a curated record. Gene Ontology annotation, biological process: protein ubiquitination; rescue of stalled cytosolic ribosome.